Molecule: messenger RNA, 2247 nt
Organism: Spea bombifrons (plains spadefoot toad)
Lineage: Eukaryota; Metazoa; Chordata; Amphibia; Anura; Pelobatidae
Gene: ARID3A
Product: AT-rich interaction domain 3A
Exons: 9
Coding region: 275-1900 (541 amino acids)
Biological process (GO): regulation of transcription by RNA polymerase II
Cellular component (GO): nucleus
Molecular function (GO): DNA binding
Source: RefSeq, a predicted model, not a curated record
GAGGGUAGGCCGUAGUGACCAUUUGGGGCAACAGGGCUUUUCCUGUGUCCUUAAGUGUGUAAUUCACACAAACGGCCUUACUAAACAUUGUAAAGGAGUGUAUGAAUACGAAGGUGUGAAAGGACUAUGCCAUGUCAGAAACUCAAGGACAUUGAAUCUACCUCUGCUUUGUGAUUGGCCCUGGCCUCUUACCCCAAACACAUCCACAAGCAAGUUUGAAAUCCCUCAGAAGGUGGAGGAGACAGCACGUGGUCCUCGCCCGCCCCAUCGCGCCAUGAAGCUGCAGGCGGUGAUGGAGACGCUUCAUCGCCAGCAGCGGGCUCGGUUGCAGCAGGAGCUGGAAGCCCGGCAGCUUCAGCAGGAUUCAGUGGGUGCUCGUACACCGCCUGCUGUGGGCUACACUGGUAAUGGCACAGAAGAAAAUGAGCCAGAAGCCUUGAAAAUACAGCGGGCACAAGCAGCAGCCCUGGCUGCCAUGAGGGCAGCUGCUGCAGGACUCAGCCAGCAGCCGAGCCCAGCUGCCUCUGAUGAGGAAGAGGAUGGUGAGAGCAUGGCUUCAGAAGAUGAUGAGAGAGAAAGGGAUCGGGAAAGUGAACAGUACCAGGACAUGGGAUCAGAGGAGGAACUGAAGGGGAAAUGGGAUGAGGAUGACUUUGAGGAGGAGGAAGGAGAGGAGGAAGAUUAUGAUGACAUGGAAGAGGGUAGUAUAGGUGCAGGGGAGGCGGGCAGGCCAGGCAAGGGUUCCUUACUGCCUUCUAAGCACCCUGCCCAGCAAGGCUUUCCAUCCCAGCGCCUAGCAGGGGGAGCAGAGCGUUCAGGAAUCCCACAAGCCACACACCCUCAAAUGCAAGACCACGGUGACUGGACAUAUGAAGAGCAGUUUAAACAGCUUUAUGAAUUGGAUGGGGACCCCAAAAGAAAAGAAUUUCUGGAUGACUUGUUCAGUUUCAUGCAGAAGAGAGGGACCCCUGUGAAUAGAAUCCCCAUCAUGGCUAAGCAGGUCCUGGACCUCUAUAUGUUAUAUGUCCUGGUGACCGAGAAAGGAGGUUUGGUGGAAGUUAUCAAUAAGAAACUAUGGCGAGAAAUCACCAAAGGCCUCAAUUUGCCUACCUCAAUCACCAGUGCAGCCUUCACCCUGAGAACACAAUAUAUGAAGUAUUUGUAUCCCUACGAAUGUGAGAAGCGUGGCCUUAGUAAUCCCAAUGAACUGCAGGCUGCCAUAGACAGUAAUCGCCGGGAAGGUCGCAGACAGAGUUUUGGGGGCUCCUUGUUCACUUACUCACCCAGUGGAGCUCCAAAUUUGCUUUCACCCCCAAAGAUGCAAGUGUCAGCCAUGGCAAUUGGUACUGCUGCAACAAAUGGUAGCUCCCUACCUCAAAUGCACAAGAUAAAGAAAGAGGAGGACUCUCCAAUCUCCUUGACAGGACCCCCAAGGAUCCCUGUCAACUUGGCUGGACACUCCAUGGUGGCUGCCCAGGUUGCUGCCCAGGCAGCAGCACUGGAGCAGCUCAGAGAAAAGCUGGAAUCUGGUGAGCCCCCGGAGAAGAAGAUGGCUCUUGGAACAGAGGAACAACAACGACUGAUGCAGAGAGCUAUCCAGCACAAUCUCCUUGCAAUGACUGCACAGCUUCCAAUGAAUAUCCGCAUCAACAGCCAAGCUGAGGGAAGGCAAGACUCUGCUGUAAACCUCACUACCAAUGGCACUAACAGUAUUAGCAUGUCUGUGGAGCUUAAUGGCAUUGUGUAUACAGGAGUACUCUUCGCUCAACCUUCUACCUCAGUGUCUGCUACCAGCAAAGGAACCUCCAACCGGACAACCAGUGUGGGAGGGGUCAGCAGCAUCUCACAGGCUUCGUUGCCCACGCAUCCGGCUCCAACUUCCAACAGCUCAUCACCUUGACAUGGAGCUGCCAUAGUUUCACACAGCUGACGCCAAAAAAUUAUGGAAUUGUUCUGUGUUUCACACUCAGGUUUAUUACUCCUCAUCAAUGGGAGCUCCCGGAACAGAGUGCAGGGGCUGGAGGGGGUCCGGCUGAGCCAUUAUAGGGUCAGAAAUGAUCCUUUAACUCUCCAUGAAUAAUAUACCUCACUUCUUGCACUGUAAAUACAUAUGAUGUGUGUAUGUUAUAUUUUCCAAUAUAAUGUAUAUUCAGUACCUCCAGGUUCAAAAAAACCCGUCUAAACCUCCUCAGCCCCACUCUGCGCUCUGGAAACCACCCACCCACAUCCUUUUUUUUUUUUUUUUUU